This is a messenger RNA of Rhinichthys klamathensis goyatoka, 1119 nucleotides long. RefSeq names its product globoside alpha-1,3-N-acetylgalactosaminyltransferase 1-like. Gene Ontology annotation, biological process: carbohydrate metabolic process. Gene Ontology annotation, cellular component: Golgi apparatus; vesicle; membrane. Gene Ontology annotation, molecular function: hexosyltransferase activity. The record is from RefSeq and is a predicted model, not a curated record. The annotation marks the transcript as partial. NCBI's taxonomy places the organism in Eukaryota, Metazoa, Chordata, Actinopteri, Cypriniformes, Leuciscidae. The transcript has 4 exons.
ACCCGAAAAAGAGCACCAGUGGCAAUCACCACAUGGGCUUUCUUACAACCAGCCCAGUGCAGUCGGCCCAGAUGGCAAAAUUGUUCCCUUGUCACCAUGGUUGGCCCCAGUUGUACAGGAAGGAACUUUUGAUCCCAUAUUGAUUGAUUCAAUCUACAAACAACAAAACAUCACCAUAGCAACUACAGUCUUCGCUCUUGGAAAGUAUACACAGUUUCUUAAAGAUUUCCUGGAGUCUGCAGAGCAGAAUUACUUUGUUGGAUUUCGUGUGCAUUAUUAUGUGUUCACUGAUCAACCAGAACAGGUUCCUGCAGUGAAACUGAGUGAAGAACAUCAUCUGACAGUGUUGACAGUCCCUAGUUCUAACAGAUGGCAGGAGAUCAGUUUGAGCAGGAUGGCAAGACUGGAGAAACUGAUUGUGAGUCGACUUUUCAAUGAAGCCGACUAUAUUUUCAGCCUUGAUGUGGAUUCAAAGUUUUAUGGUCGCUGGGGGGUGGAGACUUUGAGUCCUCUGGUAGGUGUCAUACAUGCAUGGUUUUAUGGUAAGCCUCGUGAACAAUUCACAUAUGAACGCCGACCAGAGUCUCAAGCUUUCAUUCCUUUUGCUGAGGGUGAUUAUUAUUAUGGCGGGGCUGUGAUCGGUGGCUUAGUGAAAAACGUAUAUCAGCUUGUUAAAACCUGCCGGGAGCAGCUGGACAUUGAUGCAUCUAAAUCCAUUGAGGCAGUAUGGCAGGAGGAGUCUCAUUUGAACAAGUACUUCCUUUAUAACAAACCCAGUAAACUGCUUUCACCCGAGUAUCUAUGGGAUGACACAAAAUCUAAACCAGAGGAGAUCAAAAUCAUUCGCUUCUCUCAAGUUAUCAAAAACUAUAAUGAAAUUCGUCCAAACCCUUAGCAGCUGUUAACUGAAACAUGCAAAAAAUAAAACAUGCCAAAUAUUUUUCCAUCAGUUGCACAACAUUUGUGCUGCCUGAUGGAUGAUAUAUAUAUUAUCAGACUUAUAUUUUUGCUUCACUAAAGUGCAAAGAGCAGCUUCCCAUGCAGCUAACAAAAAUAUGUUCUUAGAAUGUUUUGCUAACAUUCCAAUUAGGUUAUGUAGGUUAAGAACGUUUUUUUCUU